AUGCAAAAGUUCAAUACUUUGCUGUCGUUUGACUCGUACUCGAAGACCGACCGCAAGAUCGUUGUCAUCGCUUCCCACCCGACAGUCACCGUCUAUAUCGCGCUGAUUAUACGAAUGCCGUCAACACAAGCCAUGGAUCAACUGGUGAUAAUCCUUGAAAGGCAUCCAUCGAUUGCAUUGAUAUCCAGAGGAAGAUAUUGCAAGAAAACAAGACAAAUGUCUGGAGUAUUGAGAUCAGCUAUGAGUCGGUCGUUCGCCGCCAGACUGUCAUCGAUGGCCACACAUGUGUCCCGAAGACACGCGUCCGGAAUGCCGCUCACCUUCUCGUCUCCCUAUCAGGUGUUUUACGCGGCGGUUGACGUGAAACAAGUGGACGUCCCGUCGUUUAGCGGGAGUUUCGGUAUUUUGCCGAAUCACGUCCCGACUCUCGCUGUCCUCAAACCCGGUGUCGUCUCUGUCUAUGAAAAUGAGGGAACCGUUAAGAAAUUCUUCGUGAGCAGCGGAACCGUUACCAUCAACGAAGACUCGUCGGUACAGGUGUUGGCCGAAGAGGCGGUUCCGGUGGAGAAUCUGGACAGCAGUGCCGCGCGUGAGGCCCUCUCUAAAGCCCAACAGGAGCUGAACUCUGCGUCGGGAGAAGUGGCCAAAGCCGAGGCCAUGAUUGCCGUCGAAGUGAGCGAAGCGUUAGUUCAGGCCUCGCACUAACUCUCUCUCCCCUCUUAUAGUUAUCUAUUAAUUAAUUGUAUCGAUAAUUAUGUCUAAAAUCUCGACAUUUCACACAUUAGUUCACAAGUUAUAUGAUUUUAGAAAUGAAUGAUUAGUCCAAAAGUGUUUUUGAAUUGAAAUUUGAAAUUAAUUUAAAAUAAAUACAAUAAAACGAUUGAAUGAA
Messenger RNA from Medioppia subpectinata, 889 nucleotides. The record is from the annotation of a GenBank genome assembly. Lineage: Eukaryota; Metazoa; Arthropoda; Arachnida; Sarcoptiformes; Oppiidae.